This is a messenger RNA of Ambispora gerdemannii, 206 nucleotides long. The record is from the annotation of a GenBank genome assembly. NCBI's taxonomy places the organism in Eukaryota, Fungi, Glomeromycota, Glomeromycetes, Archaeosporales, Ambisporaceae.
ACUGCAGACAUGGACACACCGAUACGAAAAAUGUAACCACGAGCUAAUGGACUGGAUGGCAAUGGAACGGUAUAUUCCAUACCGCAUCCAACAUAAGACCGAUGAGGAUUGGGCCGCCGAAGUUGAACAGGAAUUAUUCUUGGCUAAUCGGAAAGCCGCAAAAUUUCCAAGCUACGAGGAAGCCAGAUGGUACAUCCGUCCGGAAA